UGUUUACUCCCUUGCCUCUGCAAAGUGUUCUGGCGCGCGUGGCUCCGCCGCGGUCGCUAUGGAGACCGUCUACGGCCGGCUGUCGGUGUCGAAGACCCUGAAAGCUCUCCACGGUGUCCUCACAGCAAAGGUCGGCGAGGGAGGCCGCGGCACAGUGUGGUUCAAGGAGAGCAGCAGCCGGAACUUGCGUAGCCGCGACUUCCUGGCCCCACAGGCUGCCCUGAGGGCGGUGUUCGGGGAUGGACAGGUUCCUGAUGGGAUUGCCGAGAACGUGUUAUUACUAAAAUGUCCAGGUGUGCCAUCCAUCCAGAGCUGCAAGAAGGGCCCGACAGGACUAACAGCGCAGCUGGACAGAACUGCUGUCUUUGCAGAGAUCCUGGAAGCCAUUCCUCUGUAUGCCAAACAUCCACAAAUAGCCCCUGGGCACAGCAUUGUGCUCAACUGUGUGCCCUUGCAUGGGUGCAAGGGCCUGAACUCGCUCAGCCUGAGUCAUCUGAGAACUAUCCUGGUCACUGACCACCUGGCUGGUGUACUCCAAGCUCAAGGGGUAGAUGUACAUCUGGUCCCCUCUUUGACUGAUGAGGAAAUCCAGAGGUUCCUGCACCAGUUGCAGAUUGAGUGGCCCUCAGGUUUGGAAAUCUCCCCCAACUCUGAGGAUGUUCUUGCCAUGAAGGAUGCCCUCCGCCAGUGCCCUCAUGCUACAUUCGCUGAGACAGAUCAGGAGAGGGUUGUGUGCAAACUGGACUUGAAGGGGUUCGUGGGAAAGCAGCAGCAAAAGAAAGAGAGCCUGGAAGGAUAUGACACAAACCUGGAUGUGUUCCUUGUGACGGAGGAGAAGCUGCUGCAUGUGGCUGAGCUGCAACGUGCGGCCCUGGAGUGUGCGGUGUUAGCACCAGGAAGAUGCUAUGGCACCGUGCAUGUGGUGAGCCAUGAGGAGGCAUUCCAGCAACAGAAGGUGGACUUGCUGUGGAGGCUGGUAGCUCCACAAGCUUUUCUUGCCCCCCAGAAACACCUUGUCUGUGGGCCGGUGAAAGUCCCUGCCUCUGCUUCUCCUGUUACCAUUCUUCAGUACUUCCAGCUGAGGCACUCCCAGAUGUAUGAGGCUUCAGUGCUGAAGUAUGGAGACCUCUCUCAGGAUGAGGCCUGGACGGAAACUAUCAGUGUCUUGACGUCUGCUGCCAUCCGAUUUGAGAUGCUGAGCACAGCUCAUCGGAACCAGAUUCUCUUGGAUUUGGAGGAGCCUGGCAUCUCUACCAAAGGGACCAAGAGCGGCACCUUCGUAAUGUACAAUUGUGCUCGCCUUGCCACACUGUUUGAAACAUACCAGAAGGAAGCGGAGCAAGGUGUGUACCCAGCUUUUCCACUGCCUUCGGAGCUGAACUAUUCCUCCCUCAGAGAAGAUGGUGAAUGGCUCUUGUUGUUCAACAGCAUCCUGCCCUUUCAGGAGGUUGUGAGCAAAGUGAUGCAACUCCCCAUCUCCAGUAGUGGCAUCAGGAUCACAACCAGCACUGAGGCGGUUUGCAAGUUCCUUAUCCAACUGAGCAUGGAUUUCAGUUCAUACUACAACCGGGUGCACAUACUGGGGGAGCCACGUCCCCACUUGUUCAGCCAGAUGUUUGCCCGGUUGCAGCUUAUGAGAGCAGUCAGAGAAGUGUUCCACAGUGCCCUGAUGACCCUCCAUCUACCUCCUCUUAACCAGAUCUGAGCAAGCCAGACUGACACCUGCUGUGGUCCUCAUAGGCACCCUGCAGCAGCCAUCCUGGCCCUGCCAUUUCCACUGCAAAAAGGAAUCAGGGGAUUACAUUCACAUGCGCAGGUAGAGAACUGCUGUCUUCAAGAUCAGCCAGCAGAAUGCCGCCUUACUGUUUGGACGUGAAGUGUUUCUCACUGUUGGUAGAAAGAAGAUCCAGAACAAGAGCAGUGACUCCAUAUUUUUGAAGUUGAGGGAGAGUUGUUGAAAUUGUUUGGUUUGCCAAAUGCUAGCUAGGAACAAAUAAAGGACUAAAAUAAAAAAGGUAAAGGUAGUCCCCUGUGCAAGCACCAGUCAUUUCUGAAUCUGGGGUAAUGUUGUUUUCACAGCAGACUUACGGGGUGGUUUGCCAUUGCCUUCCCCAGUCAUCUACACUUUACCCCCAGCAAGCUGGGUACUCAUUUUACCGACCUUGGAAGGAUGGAAGGCUGAGUCAACCUUGAGCCGGCUACCUUAACCCAGCUCCCGCUGGGAUCGAACUCAGGUCGUGCGCAGAGCUUGGACUGCAGUACUGCAGCUUACCACCCUGCACCAUGGGGCUCUUAAAAACUAAAACUACCUGGAAACAAAAUGGGUGGUGGGGAGAGAUGAAUUUACUACUCAGGGGAUCACUUGGCUCUGUUCCCUCACAAGAAGUAGACAAAAAUGGCCCGGAGGCCAUGUUUAAGCAAGCUAAGAGUUCACAGCUGAUGAAUGUAAAGAUGAGUUUAUUGUCUUUAAAAAAAAAUAAAUUAACAUUUGUUCUACCGCCUCUCUAUGAAGGAUUUUGGCAUCUGCUGUGGAUGCAAGGGAUUGCAGAUCAAAUGCAGACAUUCUUGGAUGCAGUUUCUCCAAAGGCAUUACUGGGGUCGGAGGAGGAGGUUGUGACUGUUAUCUUACUGUGAGGAAGUAGGCAGUUUGUAGGGUGCAGUGAGUGUUGGGAAGCACAAGGGGUUAAGGCAAAUCAUCGGUGUGGCUAAACAGGGCUGAUCGCUGCUUCCUUCAGCCUGCAGUUCUUGGCUCUAAGAACCAAACUAAGGUGGACAAGAUGCUGAGAGGUCCAUGACAGGAGCCACCGGGCAGUUUUUAUAUAUUUUUAUUGUGAAAUUAGAGAUGUACAUGGUCAAGAGUAUAUAAAUUGUUACACAAUAAAAGACUUUAUAAUA
Molecule: messenger RNA, 2895 nt
Organism: Heteronotia binoei (common prickly gecko)
Lineage: Eukaryota; Metazoa; Chordata; Lepidosauria; Squamata; Gekkonidae
Gene: DALRD3
Product: DALR anticodon binding domain containing 3
Exons: 13
Coding region: 59-1705 (548 amino acids)
Biological process (GO): tRNA C3-cytosine methylation; arginyl-tRNA aminoacylation
Molecular function (GO): tRNA binding; arginine-tRNA ligase activity; ATP binding
Source: RefSeq, a predicted model, not a curated record